Molecule: messenger RNA, 829 nt
Organism: Cannabis sativa
Lineage: Eukaryota; Viridiplantae; Streptophyta; Magnoliopsida; Rosales; Cannabaceae
Exons: 2
Coding region: 41-625 (194 amino acids)
Source: RefSeq, a predicted model, not a curated record
CUCAACAAAUAAGAAUUUUAUAAUAAGAAAAACGAAGAUAAUGAAGAAUAUUAAAUUACUGAAAUGGAUACUAACCCUAACAACAAUUAUCCAAUCAUCAUCAUCAUCUGAUAUUCCGACUCCGUUACCGGCGCCGUGGCCGGAGCAAUUCCACGCAGUGGUGGUAAUGAACUUGAGCGAAAGCCAACAAGUACACGUGACGGACUUGUGGUACGACUGGGGAAAGGGUAGAAACGUAAAUAUACACCAGAAGCAAUUGGCGGAGAAAGAAUACGCCGUUGAAUGGAAUAACGGCACGUCGUUUUACUACUCGCUUAACCACAACCCACCGUACUGUAAUAUCACCACUUUCGAAGUGGGAAUUACUCGCCCCGAUUUUUUACAGACUGAUGCCGAGUACUCGGGGCCUCAAAUGGUAGAGGGGUUUUUGUGCCACGUGUGGAAAAAGGCUGAUUUCAUUGUUUAUUAUGAAGAUGUUAUCACUCAUCGUCCUGUUCGUUUUGAUUUCGUCGAUGGUACUAUUUAUAACUACGUGAUGACAUUUGAAGUUGGUGCAGUUUUAGCUGAUUCAGAAGUCCAAGCACCUGCCUUUUGCUUUAACCAAGAUACUAUUAGUGAAAUAUGAGAACAAUAUUAUUACAUUUGUAGUAUUGUAUGACUAUAAUUUUCUGUUUUUUUUUUUUGAUGGAACUAUAAUUUUCUGAAAUAAAGAAACAUUUAUAAUUAGGUAUUUUAAAUUUGCAUGCAUUGCUUUGUAAAUGAAAUUGUUUGAUGAUGCCAUUAAUUCUCUUUAGUAGUUUAAUAAUGAAUAGUGUUUUUAUGUAGAAAA